CAGUUUAUUUGCUUUUGUGUCGCACAUCGGAUCGGAACGUGCUAACGCGUUUAGUGCUAAAUAAAUAUUUCGAGGGUUUCAACAUUUAAUACAUAUUAAUUUAAUCGAUUUCAAAGCAAAUUUAAUUCAAGUUUGCGCUCCAUCCAAGAAAAUGCCACCUAAACGUAAAGCAGCUGCAGUAAAGGAAAACAUUCCCCCGAAGCGAGAAAAGCAGAAAUCUGAGGGUAACCUUGAUAACUCAGAACCGAUUGAGGGUAACAAGGCGGAAGAGAAGAACUGUUCCAAUGCUGAGAUCACCAAGGACUCAGAACCGAUUGAGGGUAACAAGGCGGAAGAGAACAACUGUUCCAAUGCUGAGAUCACCAAGGAAGAAGUCAACACUAUAACAAAAUUGCCGGAUAAAAUUUUGAAAGUCUUCGAUAAACAACCUCCUGGAAUGCUUCUGAUCGCUGGAUCAGUAGCUUGGGAAACGCAAGGACAGAAAAUAAAGCCGACCGAUAAGACCAGACCAAACAUCAAUAGUUUCCAUCGGUUCACAUCGGAAACGUAUCGCUCCGCUGUAACUGGAUGCUGUUCGGCACAUUCCAUGCUGAUUAACAUAAACAGAAAGGCUCUUGGGUUUGGACGCAAUCACCAUGGCCAGCUGGGCCAGUCCCAAUUGAAAACCUUCGAGAGUCCAGUACCGGUGAACGGUUUGGGGGAUUUAAACGUCAUUCAAGUCGCUUGUGGGAGAAACCAUUCGCUGUUCCUCACCGAAGCGGGUAUCGUUUAUGCCUGCGGUGACAAUCGACACGGCCAAUGUGGUAUUGGGAAUACCACGGCAACAAUAACGAAAGCAACUCCGGUGAAGUAUUCGGGUCCACCAAUCGUAAAAGUCGCCUGCGGGGCGGACUUUUCCGUGAUUUUGGACACCAACGGUACACUGUAUUCGUUCGGACUACCCGAGUAUGGCCAGCUGGGUAACAAUUCAGAUGGGAAAUAUUUCAUUACGGCCAACAAAUUGGCGUAUAAUUACGUUACGUUCCCUAAGAGGGUUGAACGGUUCGUAGAGAAGACUAUCGAAGGACGGACCAUUCCGAUUGAGGACGUCAAAAUUUUGGACUUUGAUUGCGGCAAUAACCAUACGGUUGCUAUUGACUCGAACCAUCGCAUGUUUUGCUGGGGUUCUGGUGGGUACGGUCGCCUCGGACAUGCUGAACAGAAAGAUGAAUGGACUCCCAGACUCAACAAAUAUUUCGACAGCCAGCAGCGAAAGAUUAUGCGUGUGUUCUGCGGAACGGCUUUUAGUCUGGCCAUAACCGACAUCGGAUCGUUGUAUCUGUUCGGGCGGAAAAAUCUUCGCGGCGAUACCAACAUGUACCCGAAGCCGGUUCACGACUUGGCUGGCUGGAACAUUAACUCCAUUGGAGCCGGGUACAACUCGAUUCUUAUUUCUGCCGAAGCUUCUGUCAUAGCUUGGGGUGCUUCUCCGACGUAUGGAGAACUGGGCCUAGGAGAUGAGGUGAAGUCCUCUUCGGUGCCGAAGAUCGUACCUGAUCUGCAUAGUAUGGAGGUGACACACGUGGCCGUGGGCUUUUCGCAUUCUCUGCUACUCGUGAAUGUAGAACACGAGAAUACGAAACAAAAGUACGAAGCUUUAUCCGAGUUCAUCAUUGAUUGAUUGAUUCUAAGGUAAGUUCGUUUAUACGUUAUCAAUUAUCAUCGUUUUUAAAUGGCUAACGAGAAUGACGAAAUUUGGUAAACUUAUGUUCAGAGGUACUUUUUAUAUCUAGUUAAUAUUUCCAACAUUUUUGUGGAAGUACUGUUAUUGUUACUGUUUAAUUACUAAACUUAUUAUAAACCGAAGGAAACCAAUAAACAAUAAUAAUUGUUGUCAGUCAUUAGAAA
Messenger RNA from Armigeres subalbatus, 1887 nucleotides. RefSeq names its product protein RCC2-like. The transcript has 7 exons. The record is from RefSeq and is a predicted model, not a curated record. NCBI's taxonomy places the organism in Eukaryota, Metazoa, Arthropoda, Insecta, Diptera, Culicidae. Gene Ontology annotation, cellular component: membrane. The coding region runs from base 152 to 1660 and encodes 502 amino acids. Gene Ontology annotation, molecular function: small GTPase binding. Gene Ontology annotation, biological process: negative regulation of GTPase activity.